AUGGACUCGAGCCCAGCCUCCACCCAACGUUGCCUCCAGAUCAAGAGCCCACGGAGCCAAAUCAAAGUUGGGGGGGGGGGGAUGGAUGAGGCGAGUUGGAUGCGUGGCGUUCGCACUGUCUUCAGGUCGACCGAAAAUGGAUCGGAAUCGCAGACGCGCCAUGAUUGGCAGAGACGACUAGGAAUCACAAGCGCCAAAACGGAUCUCGAAAUAGUUGAUCUUCUAGAACUACACCAAACGCCCUCUGCUCAUUGGACGUCGGCGAGGGCAUCGAGGCCCAGCAAGCUAAAACUUGGCCUUCGUCACUCUGCGACAGGUCGGCCGUCGCUGUGUCCAACGUGCCUGCGCACAUGUCUAGGGAAGCGAGGGAAGCGCACACCCCUGGCCGUGUUUUGCUCGUCUCCCACACCGAAGAGCGAAGAGGAUGAUGUCGACGAAGCCAUCGCCGGGCGUUUGAUUUGGUUCUUUGCUCUGGCAGCUGAGCUGAAGAGCGCCGACGAGCGCCGACGAGAUCUACAGACAAAUUGGGCGCGCCGCAAUUGCGGCCCGACACGAUCGGCAUCGCCCGGAGAGACGAGCUGA
This is a messenger RNA of Trichoderma aggressivum f. europaeum, 582 nucleotides long. RefSeq lists its product as uncharacterized. The record is from RefSeq and is a predicted model, not a curated record. The transcript has a single exon. Lineage: Eukaryota; Fungi; Ascomycota; Sordariomycetes; Hypocreales; Hypocreaceae. The coding region runs from base 1 to 582 and encodes 193 amino acids.